Molecule: messenger RNA, 3203 nt
Organism: Lottia gigantea (owl limpet)
Lineage: Eukaryota; Metazoa; Mollusca; Gastropoda; Lottiidae
Exons: 5
Coding region: 1-768 (255 amino acids)
Source: RefSeq, a predicted model, not a curated record
AUGGUGAAACAAGCUGGUGUAUCGGAUAUAACCUAUAAAACCAUAAUAUUCUUGGUAUGUGUUUGUUUAGCAGCAGAAGAAGGGAAGUGCCCCGAUGAUCACGGUAAACAAGCUGAAACCUGCAUGUCCAAAUCAGGACUAGCACCAUUAGGAGGAAGUUUGCAUAAAUUCAUCACCGAUCCCAAGGAAGCUAAAGAGUUGUGCGAUUCGGGUAAAUUCCAGAGAGCUGUUGAAUGCUUAGAUAAGAUUUAUACUGCGUGUGCCUCACAAGAUCAAGCCAUGCAGGAACUGAGUUUAACAGUCAAUCCAGAUGGCUGGAGGAAGGCCGCCAAGAAACUUUGUGAUAACGUCAACGUUCUAGAAUCUAACUCAGUUUGUAUUACUAAAGAUGUGGAAGAGACCAACAUGUGUGUUGAUGCCAAGGUCGCGGCGUUUGGAGGUGAAAAACAAUCCAAAAUAUUGACAACAGGUCAGGCGCUUAAUGCACAGACUCUGAUGGGAAUAGCCUGCACAUACGCCAAUCAAAUACUGGGCUGUGUGAAGAAACCAAUGACAAAGAACUGUCCUAGUAAUGUUUCUAGACUAGUCACGGACGUCCUGCAACUUCUUCUACCUCCAGCAUGUCAACCACCAACAAUGCCAAAAACGGCGGGAAAAGAUCAAGGUUAUCAGACGGUAACUGUAAAGGGAGAUAAUUCAGCUAUGACUAUGAAAUCGUUUACAAUUUAUAGCAUCUUUACUUUAAUUUCACUACAUUUUGUGUUAUAAACUUGUUUUCACCUAGUCACAUGAACCCUCUACUUGCAUUCCAUACCUCGUACCAAACUCUAGCCACAGAAUGACUACAUCUAUUACUAGUCUGGUGUUUGGCCUUCUUAUAUUAUUGUUAAAUUCAUUCAGGGUUUCAACAAAUUCAAUAAUAUUUUGGUUAAUUCUAUUUCUAUUGUCGGUUUACUACUUACAAAAAAUAGCUCCGCAUCUAUUUGUGAACACUGUAUAAUUAUUGUAAGUUGUAUUUAAUAUAACGAUAUAUAGUUUCCAAAAUCAGGAUGGUUUGUUGGUGAAAGCAAGGUUCAUAUUGCAAAUUACGUCAUCCAUUGAUAAGAUGGCAACGUCAUGUGAAUGAAUGUGUUUUUUUAUAGUUAGCAUCAAUUAUGACAAAUUUGACACUCUUGGUCGAAAUGCGACAGACCACGAUUUGAAGAAGACUGUAGACAGAUCAUAAUGAAAUAUUAUUAUAGUAAAGCGGUAUUUCAGUAGAAGAUAGUAUAGUGGUAUUUCAGUGGGAGGUAGUAAAGAUGUAGAUACUAAAAGGAGCAUUCUGCUUUUUUCAAUCUGUUUUGUGGUUUCGAAAUACAUUAAACUGCAUGCCAACAUAUAGAGGAAGAUACCCUUCCCUUUCGUGAAAGUUUUAACUUAAAAUAUCCAAGCGUUAAGUCACAAACAGCUACAAAAGUCUUAACCGCUUACGUAAGUAUUUUGUAUUCCCCGGGCUCCAAUUUUACUGUACUAGUAUAUGUGUGAUUAUUAGGAAUGAAUUCUGAUUCGACCACUAAUUCUUAAUAACCAAUCAGCAGCGAAUUUACAAACAUACCUCCGAGAGCGAAGUUUGAAAUUGUUUAAAUUUUGCCAUGUCAACGACUAGAAACUAUACAAAGGAAAUACAUAUAAUUUGACGCAAAAAAGCCCACUUUACGCGUUGAAAUUAAAACAGAAUGACUCUUUAACUUACUAUACUGAUAAUUUAUUGACUUGAUCAUUUGUCUUUCAUAGUGAUGACUUUUAAACGAUGGAACAGGCGUGGCAACCACACAUAUUUGUUUCAUUUCGUUUCUAAUAUGGUUGUCACAAAUAUGCUUUUUCCAGUAAUUUUGUGAAUGUUAUAAACUCUUUAGAUAUUGUAAUGUUGCUUGUCGGUAUUCUAUAGCGCAUGUAUACUGUAUUUUCUUACACUUUUUGUAAAAUGAUAUUUACAUGUUUAAUCUGGACGAAUAUAAACUAUUAGAUACACUGUAUAGUGGUAAACGACAUUUCGCUCAUUUAUUAUGUUAUUUUAUAUUCGACAAUAAUAACAAACGAUUUAUAAUCGUGUUAUCAAUUAUGAAUGAUUUAUGAUGACUAUUUUGUAUUUACUGUUAUGAUUUGUCAAACGCAAUGUUAUGUUCCGUUCAAAAGUCGAUGAAUGCCCGUUGCCGACUGUAUUGAAUUCUAGGAUGUAAACUGUAAUACAACUCUUCCCUAUUUCAGCAACGAAUGAUUUGUAAAAUUAAUAACUUCGACAGUUCACGUUUAGAACAAUGACUUAUUCUUCCUAAAACAUUGAAAUAUUAUUAUUUCCAUACUUUUAAAUCGCAUAUUCGAAGAUAGAAAGAACUUUUAUAGUAUUUUACAUCUAGAUGUACAUCUAUAUUAUACAAUCGCUUAAUAGUAUGUAGCUAGAUUAUGUUUUUAUCAUUGAUAUUUGGUGUGAUUAUUGUAAAUGGUAAGGUAUAGGCCAUCUUCACAAUGCCAAGGUAUUACAAACUUCAUAUGAUACUCUGGGUGCAAAAGUGACCGUCACUGUAUCGCGCAAGUUUGUAAAUGAUGCGAUUUGAUUGGAUUGUAAGAGUACAAUGUUAUACAACCAAUCAGAGCCCUCGACAAAAAGACUAUAAACAUUAUAGCUUAUUGUUUAUAGACUUUCGAGGCCUCUGGUUGGUUGUAUUCUCUGAUAUAAUCCUAUGAAAUUGUUGCUGUUGCAAACUUCCGUAAUACAGUUAAGGUAUUAGAGAUAGUUCGUAAUUGAUUGGCAUUGUGCAGAUGAAGAUAGGCUCAUGGACCAAUAACCCGAAUUUAAGAGUUGUAUCAGUCAUCGUUUUUAUGAAAUAUUAUAACAUUAAAACUAAGAGAAUGAAGGGUAGUGUAUGAUGUUUUUUUUUAUAGCGGUAAGAACUGACAUUACUAUACAUAUUAAUUAAUCAAUAUGCUAUGAAUUCUAAAUAUUUCAUAAUGACGCAACUAAUAACGAGUCUGGUUGAUUGAAAGAAUGCGGCAUAUGAUAGAUUCAUACGGAUGUUUUUAAGCUUGUGAGAUUUGUUUUGUUGAUUAUUCUAUUUAAUCAAAAACUAAUUUUGUUUAACAAGAAUCUAGUACACAGUCCAUGUUGUGAUAAUUUGUAAUAAACUUUUCUUUUAUUGUUUUAAGAAAUAAAAAAACUAAUUUUG